This is a messenger RNA of Carcharodon carcharias (great white shark), 2458 nucleotides long. RefSeq names its product G protein-coupled receptor 161a (gene gpr161b). Gene Ontology annotation, cellular component: membrane; recycling endosome. The record is from RefSeq and is a predicted model, not a curated record. Lineage: Eukaryota; Metazoa; Chordata; Chondrichthyes; Lamniformes; Lamnidae. The transcript is spliced from 6 exons. Bases 327 to 1910 code for a protein of 527 amino acids. Gene Ontology annotation, molecular function: G protein-coupled receptor activity. Gene Ontology annotation, biological process: G protein-coupled receptor signaling pathway.
UGAGCAGGCAGAGUCUCUCACAGCCCGGCGCCAUUGCACACACAACUACUGCUGCAACUCAGCAUUCGCGGGGAGGAGGGAAAAAAGAACAUAGGGAGGAGAGGGAAAAAAAGCUGAGAAAAAGAUUUGGGCGCAUUUGUAAAUGAAUGGACUGUGCACAGAAGGUGAGACGUGACAUUAGUGGGAGUUUGAUUCAGCGAGGGAUGAAAAGAAAAAAGUGAAAGCACCAAAGUUCCUUUUGAGUUGAGGAGACAAAGGAAGCUGGUGGUUUGAUUCAGUCGCGAGCAUUCAAGCAUGCCAUCGCCUCACUGUUCCACAGUUUCACAAUGAACUAUAACACCAGUGCCAAUAGAAGCGUGGGAAACAACACUACACAUGACGAUGGUGGAGUCAUAAUUGCGGAAUCAGUUGCCAUCAUUGUCAUUGCUGUGUUGAUCUGCCUGGGAAACCUGGUGAUUGUCGUAACUCUUUACAAGAAAUCUUACCUCUUGACACCAAGCAACAAGUUUGUCUUCAGCCUGACUCUUUCCAAUUUUCUGUUAUCUGUUCUGGUGCUCCCUUUUGUUAUUGCGAGCUCCAUCAAGCGAGAAUGGAUCUUUGGAGUGGUUUGGUGUAACUUCACAGCCCUGCUGUACAUGCUUAUCAGCUCAGCCAGUAUGAUGACCCUUGGAGUCAUUGCAAUAGAUCGGUACUAUGCUGUUGUUUACCCAAUGGUAUAUCCUAUGAAAAUAACUGGGAAUCGUGCUGUUGUUGUGAUUGCAUACGUGUGGCUGCACUCACUGAUUGGAUGUCUUCCUCCUCUCUUUGGCUGGUCUACAUUUGAGUUUGACCAAUUCAAGUGGAUCUGCAUAGCUGCAUGGUACAAAGAACUAGGUUACACUGUCUUUUGGCAGAUUUGGUGUGCACUGUUGCCAUUUUUAGCCAUGGUCAUUUGCUAUGGCUUUAUAUUCCGUGUGGCUCGGCUGAAAGCCCGUAAAAUCCACUGUGGAACUAUUAUAGUCGUGCAAGAAGAAUCCAAUAAGGACGGAAGAAAAAAUUCCAACACCUCUACCUCUUCAUCAGGGAGCAGAAGGAACACCAUCAAUAACAUUGUUUAUUCAGCCAAUCAAUGUAAAGCCUUGACAACUAUAUUGAUUGUGAUUGGUGCUUUUGUUGUCACAUGGGGCCCCUACAUGAUAGUGAUUAGUACAGAAGCACUUCACGGAAAAGGCACUGUGUCUCCAGGAGUGGAGACAUUGGUAAUAUGGCUAUCCUUUACUAGUGCAAUUUGUCAUCCAGUUAUCUAUGGACUGUGGAAUAAAACGGUACGCAGAGAGCUGCUGGGGAUGUGCUUUGGUGACAGAUACUACAGGGAUUCAUUUAUUCAACGUCAGAGGACUUCUAGGUUAUUCAGCAUCUCCAAUCGCAUCACAGAUUUGGGAUUGUCUCCUCAUCUCACAGCCAUGAUGGCUGGUGGACAAUCACUAGGACACAGCAGUAGUACUGGAGAUACAGGAUUCAGCUUUUCUCAGGAUUCGGGCACUGAUGUCAUGCUGUUGGAAGAUUUCAAUUCAGAUGGAACUCAUUAUUCACACCACAACUAUUGUUCAAAUCGAAGACGGAGUUCUGUGACAAUAGAUGAACUACCAGAACCACAAGAAGAAGUUGAUCAGUCUUCAGUCCUGCAAAUCAAAGCAGAUGUUCACAAAACUCUGGAUAAUUUUGCUGCCAGUUUGGCCAAAGCUAUUGAGACGGAUGCCAAAAUGAGCCUUUUUGGAGAGUGCGGUUUACCUGGAGAUUUGUUUACUAUUAUUAAAACUGUACCUGGAGGUACCAGCAAAGGAAACAAAAUCUCUGCAGGUCAGAGAUUGAGGCUGGAGAGUAUUGAUGAAGGAAUUGUUAAUGAUGGUACAGAGGAAGAUAGUGGUUGAGAGGAUUGAAACAUGCUUGCAAUAUAGAAAGGACAUGACAUUUAACACAUUUAUUUCACUGUGUUAGAUGUCUAAGGCUUAAAGUGUCUGUUACUAUGCUUUCAUUUGUUGUACAAUUGUUCAAAUAUUGAUAUAUAAACUGAUGGGAGAGUAAUUUAGUCAGUAGAAAGAUUUAAUGAAAAAUGGGAGAAGCCAAAGAAAUGAGUUUACAGCUUUGACAUCCAUGCACAUCCAAAAGUAGUUACUUCCAUAAUUUGGUUUAACAUACAGAAUUAAAUUUUUGAAAAGAAAAUCUGCAAGAGGAAGAAAGCUGGGAUUGUGCUAACUCUAGAAAGCAAAAAAUGUUAAAUAUUGUUACUUACUUCAGUGGCGGCUGGUGUUUAAGCCUGUGUGUGUAUUAUUGGUGGUGAGAAUGGGCACAUAGUUAAUCUGCUGCCAUAAUCAGCAGGUCCUUCCAAAAUGGUUAAUCAGCUAAUAGGAAACUGGGUGAUUCUUACCCCCUGAGCCUCAAUCCAAGCGUGUUCCAAGCAAACAUUAUGGGGGCUUGG